UCAACUUUAGUAUUAUUAUGAAAUUUCCCCACCCUCUAAAAUCUCACCUGUGUAAACCAACCUUUCACUCUACUUCAUCUCUUCUCAACCUCUUUCGCAAAUCAUACCACCAAAUAUCAUCUCCUCAUACUCCCACCCAUCUUAACAAUCUCCUCCGCACCAAGAACCUCAAACUUGUCGCCCAAGUUCACGCCCAAAUCAUCACAAACAACUACACUUCUCUCCUUUUCCUCUUCACCAGCCUUCUCAAUUCGUAUGCUAAAUGUGGCAAUGUCGACCGAAGCUUACUACUGUUCUCAACUAACCAUGAUGGAUUUAGGAACAUUGUCACUUGGACCUCUCUUAUCAACCAAUUAUCCCAAUUUAACAGACCCUUUGAGGCCUUGGCAUUUUUUAACAAAAUGAGGAGCACUGGUAUUUAUCCAAACGACUUUACCUUCUCUGCUAUUUUGCCUGCUUGUGCAGGCACCAUGACAGUUACACACGGUGAACAAAUGCAUUGUUUGAUUUGGAAACAUGGGUUCAAAACGGAUGUCUUUGUUGGCAGUGCAUUGGCUAACAUGUAUGCAAAGUGCGCUGAUAUGAGCUUGGCGGAGAGAGUGUUUGAUGAAAUGCCCAAUAGAAGCCUUGUUUCUUGGAAUUCUAUGAUUGUGGGUUUCGGGCAGAACAAGUUCUAUGAUCGGGCUGUUGGAGUUUUCAGGGAGGUUCUUAGUGAGAGUUUGGAUAGUCCUGAUGAAGUGAGUUGCUCAGGUGCGUUAAGUGCCUGUGCCAAUAUGGGUUGCUUGGAAUUUGGGAGACAAGUUCAUGGAGUUGCUCUUAAGCAUGGUCUGGUAGCAUUGGUUUAUGUGAAGAACUCUUUGAUGGGCAUGUAUUCUAAGUGUGGAAUGCUUGGUGAUGCUGUUAAGUUGUUCAAGGCCAUAGGAGAUACAGAUGUUGUUGCAUGGAAUGUUAUGAUAAUGGGGUGUGUCCAUAGUGAUAACUUUGAGGAAGCUUGCAAUUAUUUUUGGGUCAUGAGGAGGGAAGGUAUAUCACCUGAUGAGGCUUCAUACUCUUCUGUCCUUCAUGCUUCUGCUAGUCUUGCAGCACUAAAUCAAGGCAUUUUGAUCCAUGAUCAGAUUAUAAAAACUGGUUUUGUAAAGAAUGCAUGUGUUGCAAGUUCAUUGAUCACAAUGUAUGCAAAAAGUGGGAGCCUGAUUGAUGCUCAUCGGGUGUUUGAAGAGAUUGAGGAUCGAAAUGUGGUUUGUUGGACAGCAAUGAUUGCAGCUUGCCAACAACAUGGCUGUGCAAACCAAGCCAUUGUAUUGUUUGAGGAAAUGCUUGGCGAGGGGAUUAACCCUGAUCACAUUACAUUUGUUUCUGUUCUAUCAGCUUGUAGCCACGCUGGGCAUGUUGAAGAAGGAUUUGUUUACUUUCGUUCCAUGACUAAGGUGCAUGGCAUGAGUCCUGGGCCUGAACACUAUGCUUGCAUGGUUGACUUGCUUGGUCGCAUCGGUCGAUUGGAUGAAGCUAAGAGGUUUAUUGAGUCAAUGCCAAUCAAGCCUGACUCAACAGUUUGGGGAGCUUUGCUUGGGGCUUGUAGGAAUUAUGGCAAUCUGGAAAUGGGAAGAGAGAUUGCAGAGAGACUUUAUGAGUUAGAACCGGACAAUCCGGGGAAUUAUGUGCUGCUUUCUAACAUGUAUGCACGUAAUGGGAUGUUGAAGGAAGCUGAUGAGGUUAGAAGGUUGAUGGGAGUCAAUGGGGUAAGGAAGGAAGCUGGAUGUAGCUGGAUUGAUGUUAAGAACACCACCUUUGUGUUUACAGUGCAUGACAGGUCACAUCCUAGGACGGAUGAGAUUUAUAAGAUGUUGAGGAAGUUGGAGGAGUUGGUGAAGAGGAAAGGGUAUGAGCCUGGAACGCAAUUUGCAAUUAACAGUGUGGAAGGGUUCAAAGAACAAAGCUUAUGGUAUCACAGUGAGAAACUAGCCCUUGCAUUUGGGCUACUGACCCUUCCUGUUGGGGCUCCAAUUAGGAUAAAGAAGAAUCUGAGGACUUGCGGCGAUUGUCAUACAGUUAUGAAGCUUGCUUCAGAUAUAUUUGAGAGAGAGAUUAUUGUAAGAGAUAUCAAUAGGUUUCACCGGUUCACUAAUGGUUUGUGUUCCUGCAGAGAUUACUGGUGACUGGAUUUUGUAGAAUUUGAAGCGACAGAAACAUCAUCUUUUGUCUUUACCCCCUUUUUCCCCUUUUUGAAAAAAAAUAUUUUUAUUAAAUUUUUCUGCAACAGAAAAAGCUAA
Corylus avellana is the source of this 2270-nucleotide messenger RNA. Its product is annotated as pentatricopeptide repeat-containing protein At5g40410, mitochondrial. Gene Ontology annotation, biological process: RNA modification. Lineage: Eukaryota; Viridiplantae; Streptophyta; Magnoliopsida; Fagales; Betulaceae. The record is from RefSeq and is a predicted model, not a curated record. Gene Ontology annotation, molecular function: protein binding; RNA binding; zinc ion binding.